AUGGGCUGGCUCUCCUCCGACAAAUCCGCCGUCUCGGCACCCGAAGCAUCUCAAGAUGGAGGUUACAUCGCACCCGACCGAUCAGCAAGGCAGAUGUGCUGGGAUGGACGGGAUAGCUUUUUCCAAUGCUUGGAGCGAAACGGAAUUGUGGACAGUGUAAAAGAGGAUGAGAAGGCAAAGAAGAUGUGCUCGCCGGAGUUGAAGGAGUUUGAGAAGCACUGCGCGUCGAGUUGGGUGACAUACUUCAAGAAGCGGAGAGUGAUGGAGUAUCAGCGGGAUAUGACGAUCAAGAAACUCAGUCAGGAGGGCGCUACGGGCAUGGACAUGACUGGUAAUGGAUCGAUGGCAGCACCGGCUUCAAGAUGA
Messenger RNA from Recurvomyces mirabilis, 366 nucleotides. RefSeq lists its product as uncharacterized. Gene Ontology annotation, cellular component: mitochondrial intermembrane space; mitochondrion; respiratory chain complex IV. Gene Ontology annotation, biological process: mitochondrial respiratory chain complex IV assembly. Lineage: Eukaryota; Fungi; Ascomycota; Dothideomycetes; Mycosphaerellales; Teratosphaeriaceae. Bases 1 to 366 code for a protein of 121 amino acids. The transcript is spliced from 2 exons. The record is from RefSeq and is a predicted model, not a curated record.